This is a messenger RNA of Hemiscyllium ocellatum (epaulette shark), 5475 nucleotides long. Its product is annotated as potassium channel subfamily K member 1-like. Gene Ontology annotation, biological process: stabilization of membrane potential; potassium ion transmembrane transport. Lineage: Eukaryota; Metazoa; Chordata; Chondrichthyes; Orectolobiformes; Hemiscylliidae. The transcript has 3 exons. Gene Ontology annotation, molecular function: potassium ion leak channel activity. The coding region runs from base 919 to 1938 and encodes 339 amino acids. The record is from RefSeq and is a predicted model, not a curated record. Gene Ontology annotation, cellular component: membrane.
GCCACAUUCUCGCCUCUGCCUGCUCUCUGAUGCGGAAGGAACAAGCUGACUUUUAUUAUAGGCCAGAGUCAGCAAGCGAUUAGCUCCGGAGAACAGAGUGCAGUGAACCCGGCCACUCCGGACAAUCAGCCCCCAACUCCAGAAACAAACAGGGGAGCCGAGAGACUUCCAGAGAACGGACUGUCAUUAACACCGGCCUCUCAGAGAACUGCACCGCCACUCCGGUGAACACCCACAGCGACAUCCACAACUCUACAGAGCUCACUGAAUGACUUCGAGAACUCUCCCAGCCUGGGGUAACAUCGGGGACUGUAUCCCAGUCUAGACUUACAUAGGGGACUGUAUCCCAGCCUGGGGUAACACAGGGGAUUGUAUCCCAGCCUAGACUAACACAGGGGACUGUAUCCCAGUCUAGACUAACACAGGGGACUGUAUCCCAGCCUGGGGUAACACAGGGGAUUGUAUCCCAGCCUAGACUAACACAGGGGACUGUAUCCCAGUCUAGACUAACACAGGGGACUGUAUCCCAGCCUGGGGUAACACAGGGGACUGUAUCCCAGCCUAGACUAACACAGGGGACUGUAUCCCAGCCUAGACUAUCACAGGGGACUGUAUCCCAGCCUGGGGUAACAUAGGGGACUGUAUCCCAGCCUAGACUAACACAGGGGACUGUAUCCCAGCCUGGGGUAACAUCAGGGACUGUAUCCCAGCCUAGACUAACAUAGGGGACUGUAUCCCAGUCUAGGGUAAAAUUGGGUUGUACACCUGUUACAAUAACAUUGGGGACUGUAGCCUAGCCUAUGUUAACGUUGGGUGUACAUACCAGCUAGAGUAACAGUGGGGACUGUAGGCCAGUCUAGCUCUGUGCUACUACAAAGUCAGCUGCUGAAUUCCUGUUUCUCGUGGUCAGCCGGGGAGAUGUUCCAGGCUCUGGGCAGCUCGAACCGUUGCCUCCGCUUGAUGCACAGCAACAAGUCCACCUGUUACUUUGCUCUGCUGGCUCUCGCCUACCUGCUGUACCUGAGCUUCGGCGCCCUGAUCUUCUCCUCAGUUGAGUUGCCUUACGAGGACAGUCUCCGGCAGGAACUGAGGGAGCUGAAGGACCAGUUUCUGCAGGAUAACUCAUGUCUGACCCCGGACAGCCUGGAGCAUUUCCUGGACCAGGUCCUGGAAGCCAACAAUUACGGGGUGUCCGUGUUAAACAACAGCACUGGCAAGUGGAACUGGGACUUCACCUCUUCCCUCUUCUUCGCUGCCACUGUCCUCACAACCACAGGUUACGGUCACACGGUGCCUCUCUCCGAUGGUGGCAAGGCUUUCUGCAUCAUUUACUCGCUGCUGGGGAUUCCCUUUACACUGCUGGUCCUCACCUCCAUUGUCCAGCGGCUCAUGGUCCACGUGAGCAGGCGGCCAGUCCAGUACAUCCACACUCGCUGGGGCUACGCCGAGCAAACCGUCGCACUGGUCCACGCCGUGAUCCUGGGGCUAAUCGUCACCUCCUGCUUCUUCUUCAUCCCGGCAGCCAUCUUCUGUGCCCUGGAAAAGGACUGGAACUUUCUGGAAUCCAUUUACUUUUGCUUCAUCUCCCUCAGCACCAUUGGCCUGGGAGACUAUGUUCCUGGGGAGGUGCGCCAUCAGCGGUUCCGUGAGCUGUACAAGCUGGGAAUAACCGUGUACCUCAUGAUUGGCCUCACGGCUGUGCUUGUUGUCCUGGAAACCUUCUGUGAGCUGCAGAAGCUCAAGGAAUUUAAAAGGAUCUUCUACUUGAAGAAAGACAAGCUGGAGGAUGAACAGAACAUUCUAGACCACGAUCAGCUCUCAUUUCCCUCGGUUACGGACUCUGUGCCUAUUACCAGGGAACAGCAGAAACUCAACGAGGCCUUUUCUCCAGGCCCAGUGGCCAGCUAUCAGUUUACAGAGGAGCCUGUGAACCGGUGACCCUCGGCUCUCACUUAGUCCCCUUCCAAAACACCAUUGGCCAAUCCUUCCAUCAUGUCAUGAAGCAAAUCUGCAUGUAAUUAGUGUAGGAUCUAAAGCAACUCACCAGCCUUUAAAAAAGGGCAAGAAGCACAAAUCAGGUUAAGGAAAAGAAACCAGGGUAAGGGAAGUGUGUUUUCAGGUCACCUUGAAGUAAAAAGCACCGUGAUAGUUGCCAAGAAUGUCUACAUCAGUUUCCCUCAGGCGAAGUAGUUAUACAAGAUUAACCACUAGGGCAUUCUGCCCCCAUUAGAAGAAGAUGCAAUUAUUAAUGAUUUGGCAAAAUACUUAUUUUACUUGUAAUAUUCGUUGUGAGGGAGGGAAAAUAAGCUGACAGUGUUCAAACAGCCUCCUUCACUCUGGGAGGUGGGGUCCAAUAUUUGGAAAUAACCUACGCCUGUUUCUAUGGUGCCUGCGCCUCAUUAGAAAAUGAGACUGGGCCUGUUAUCCCCUCCUUCCUGAUCCAUUACACAGAUUUGUCUCAUUUAUGUCUCAACAGCAUUUACCCUGCUCAUUUCGAUAUCCCCUCAGGUCCUUAUCUCCAUAAACAAAAUCUCUCGAUUGCAGACUUGAAAGCUCCAAUCAGCCCCAAGAAUCCACACUCUUUUUGGGGAGAGACUCCCCCUCCCCUUUGAGUGAUGAGAUGCUUCCUGACAUGAUUGCAGGACUGACCUAGCUCUAACUUUAAUGUUAGGUCCCAUUGUCCUUCAUUCCCCCUGAGGAAAAAAAAAUCAUCUUUCUGUCUCUGCCAGCAAAUCCUUCCAAUAUUUAAAAAAAACUAGUCUUCUAAAUCUUUUGGAUCUGUACAAAAGUGAUACCUCAUCUUUGCCACCUGACCUUAUAAUAUAUCCCUUUUACUUCUGAUGUCUUUCUGGUGAAUUUGAGUUGCACAUUAUCCACGAUUGGUCUAUCCUUCCUGAGUGCAGUAUCCAAGUCUGAACACCAUACACCAGGCAGAAUCCGUCCAGAGUUCUCCAUACCUCUGAACAGCACAGCUCCCAUCCUUUACCGAUGUUGUCCUGUAUGAGUUCACAGCCAACAUCCCAUCCCCGCCCCCCCGUUUGUCUUUUCGAUUGAUUUUAUGAACUGUUCACCCCGUGAGCCACUGAAGAAAGCCAGCCCCAGUCCGUUUCCCGUCGGUCCUUCUAACUGCUAUACUCUGGAAAAAAAGGUGCUGGAUGUUCACCCUUGAAUACUCAACGUUUUUGCUUUUUAAUUUUUUUAAAAUAUAAAGUUAAAUGAUGUUUAACAGGGGAAAUGAUGUCGGUGUACAAGAAAAACAAACUAUUUGACUGGAUUCCUCAAAACAACUGUCAAACACCUUCAUUUAUCAUUUUGGUAUUAAGGAAUAAUGUUUGUGUCUUAUGUUGAAAUUCUACCUCGUGUGAAGAUGUGAAAAACCAAACACAUACUGAAAGGAAUUGGUUAAGCUCUUUUUGCUCGAUAUUUUAAGCAGUUCUUCACAGAGAGUGCUGCCCAUUUUGAAUGGGGCCUAGUUCUGGGUGUCUAACAGGCUCCUGUUAACAUGGCAACCAAAGUGCUGUAAUAAAUUGGACCCCAGUUGCUGUCUGAGCUGGGAGACAUUGGAAGGCCGCACCAUGUUCGCUCUGCCCAGUUUCACAGGGAUGGAACUGAAGUGACAGUGUUGAGUUGGAUUAUUCAUGGGGCACGGCCCAAGGGGAGCAAAUUUAAUCUCAGUUGCCACAUCCAAUCCACUGUGCAGUUGACAAGGCUGGGUUGACCCAGGAACUGGCUGAUCGGGGUCCUGGCUGCUGUCUCCCAUUCAGAAAUACUCAACCCCAUGUAGAAAGCCAUUGCCAGAUUGAGACAGGAAGGGUUGAGGCUGGGUGAAGAUCAUGAAACCAGCUCGAUUCAAGGACUAGAGGCUAAACUAAGGUGGCAGAGCCAUGGAUUUUACGAGACAGAUCUUUUUGUCAAUAACAGCAGAGAAUGCUGGAGAAACUCAACAGGUCUGGAAGCAUGUCGAGACAGAUAAACAGUCAAUGUUUCAAGUCCGGUAUGACUCUUCCACAGAAUUGCAAGGUGAAAGAAAAUAGUUUUUAAAAUACUUUUGUCCCAAGUAGAGGAGGAGCAAAAGGGUUAAAUGGUAUAGAUGUAAAGGGUUUUUAAAUAGCACAGAAAGAAAAGAAAGGGGGUAAAUUAGUGUGUAAAGCAGAGAGUUGGUCCUUUUUACUAAGUACAAAGUAAACAAGACACAAAGAUAAACAGACAAAGUCUUUUCCCUGGGGUCGGGGAGUCCAGAACUAGAGGGCAUAAGUUUAGGGUGAGAGGGGAAAGAUAUAAAAGAGACCCAAGGGGCAACUUUUUCACGCAGAGUGUGGUACAUGUAUGGAAUGAGCUGCCAAAGGAUGUGGUGGAGGCUGGUACAAUUGCAACAUUUAAGAGGCAUCUGGAUAGGUAUAUGAAUAGGAAGGGUUUGGAGGGAUAUGGGCCGGGUGCUGGCAGGUGGGACGAGAUUGGGUUGGGAUAUCUGGUCGGCAUGGACAGUUUGGACCGAAGGGUCUGUUUCUGUGCUGUACAUCUCUAUGACUCUGGGACAAACAUGACACGCCUAUGAUGAAGUAGUGAGGGGAGAGAAGAGCAUUUUAUUCCUCUUCUUCAUUUUUCUCACAAUGAGUUUCUGAAGUUAGUGAGUUCAAUAUUGAGACCUUGAGGCUGUAAGAUUGAAACACACUGAAAGCUUGAGGAACCACACCUCAAUUUCUGCCUAGGCACUCUGCCUAACGAGUUUCACCAGCAUUUUCUGUGUUUGUUUCAGUUUUCCAGCAUCCACAGUAUUUUGCCUUUAUUUGAAUCUUUUUAUUAGUGCCAUUUCAAAAGCUUUACCUCAGUCCAAGAUGUGCAUUGCAAACGUGUAAUAAUUGCUUUAAAAACCAACUCCACUUGAAUAAUAUUCCACUGGUUUGAAAAUUCUGAAGUCCAUUUUAUUUAUAAGUAAAUUAAUUUUUUUAAAAAACUGGAAAUUCUCCACAGCUCAGGCAACAUCUGUGGAGACAGUUAAUGUUUUAGUUGAAUGGCCUUGAGGAACAUUUUCUGUUUUUAUUUGGGAUUUCCAGCCUCUGCAGUAUUUUAUUCUGUUAAUUUUGUUUGUGUCGUGUUUUGUAAGUGAGAGACUCCAAGGAGGGCUGCCACUUGCCAUGGAAGGGAAGGAGUUCGGAACGCAGGGAGAGUUUGUCAGACAUGGCGAGUGUAGAGAAUCCCUCUCUGGGGGCAAUGAUGUAAACACCGGGCAAGGAAGGAAGUUAAAGGUAGACAGUCACAACCAAUUAGUCAGAGCUUUAAACAGAGGAUAAGCUUUCCAGGUUCGGAAGGAAAAUAUAGGAAAGGAUAAUUAGGUGUUUCUUUGUUGAAGUCAAACAAAGUGGCCCACUGGUGUAGGGCAGUGUUGCAUGUCUGUUAUUUUUAUAUUGUAUGUAACAUUGUGUGUACCAAUGGUGUCCCAGCAUCUAUAUUGCUCUAUUUGUUGACUUGUGAAAU